Messenger RNA from Knipowitschia caucasica, 201 nucleotides. Lineage: Eukaryota; Metazoa; Chordata; Actinopteri; Gobiiformes; Gobiidae. The record is from the annotation of a GenBank genome assembly.
AUGUAUGGCAGCUCCACGAGUGCACCCGCCCGCCGCCUCCAACACCCCUACGCCUUGCGCCCAGGAGCACGACUCGGGGGGACCCUCCAUGGACACCUCCCAUUGUGCAUACGACCCCCUGCUCUUGUCGGCUUCUCCGUGCCCCUGGUUUCAUCCAUCAUAUCUGCCCCUCCUCCAGGCAUCAUCAGAUCUCCACAAUAG